This is a messenger RNA of Protobothrops mucrosquamatus (brown spotted pit viper), 1052 nucleotides long. Its product is annotated as zinc finger protein 202-like. The annotation marks the transcript as partial. The transcript is spliced from 4 exons. Gene Ontology annotation, biological process: regulation of DNA-templated transcription. The record is from RefSeq and is a predicted model, not a curated record. NCBI's taxonomy places the organism in Eukaryota, Metazoa, Chordata, Lepidosauria, Squamata, Viperidae.
GAAGUUGCGUGAAAACGGAGGCUGUGUGCGGGAUGCAAAGAUGAAACAAUUAGACCCAUUGGUGGAUCUGAAUUUGGGGAAGGCCCCUGAUGAGGCCUUUGUUCCUGGAGAGUUUCCAGGCUGCCUAGCAUCGGAACAGAUCAAACGAGAUCCUGAAGGAGGACAGGCCAAGCAUCGGGAAGGCCAGGGGCAGGAAUCCCUAAUGGCAAGGCGGCUCCCUCAUUCAGUUGGUGGACAGAGGAAUUCUGACCUCUGGGACGAUUCCAAGACCUUUCUGAUCUCCUUCGAACAAGUCGCUGAGGCUUGCCAGUGGCCUAAAGCCGAAUGGACGGCCCGGCUCCUGCCGGCACUGAGCGGACAAGCCAGAGAAGCCUUUAAUGGCCUAGAAACCGGAGACCAAGAGGAUUAUGGGAAAGUCAAGGCUGCCAUCUUGCGAGAGGCAGCUUUCAAAAUGGAGGCCCAGCGCCAGCACUUUCGCCGGUUCCGCUACCAGGAGGUUGAAGAUCCUCGGAGGGUUUACGGCCACCUCCGGGAGCUUUGCCACCAGUGGCUGAAGCCAGAGAGACGCACCAAGGAGCAGAUCGUGGAGCUGCUGAUCCUGGAGCAGUUCCUGGCCAUCCUUCCCGCAGAGAUCCAGAGCUGGGUCCGGGAGUGUGACCCAGAGAAUUGGGUCCAGACUACAGAUCUGGCGGAGGAGUUCCUGAUGAGUCAACCGGAGGCCAAGUCAUGGAAACGGCAGGUGCCAGUAUCUCCCAAAGAUAGGAUAGGAGAUGCACGCAAUCUUGUAAGGGAAGUGCCGUUUGUGGAAAAUGAAGAGCACAUUCUGAAGGAUUGGAGAUCAACACAUCCAGAUGAUGAGAACAGCCCCUGUAACCAUCCAGUAUCUCUGCCUAAGGGACAAGACAUUGUUGAAACUGGACCAACUGAGGAAUCGGUGGAUCUUGAGCUGGCUGUGCAUUUCACUGAGGAAGAAAGCUCCUUGCUGGACCCAGCCCCCAAAGCUUUUUACAAAGAGAUCCUGCAAGACGGUCGUGAAAAGGGAACAUCUUUGG